Messenger RNA from Durio zibethinus, 3465 nucleotides. RefSeq names its product heat shock 70 kDa protein 15-like. Gene Ontology annotation, cellular component: cytosol; nucleus. The record is from RefSeq and is a predicted model, not a curated record. Gene Ontology annotation, molecular function: ATP-dependent protein folding chaperone; ATP binding. Gene Ontology annotation, biological process: protein folding. NCBI's taxonomy places the organism in Eukaryota, Viridiplantae, Streptophyta, Magnoliopsida, Malvales, Malvaceae.
GCUCUUUACAAUUUUGUCGAUUGUUUUAUUUUAUUUUUUUUGUUUUUGCGUUUAUUUCUCCAUCUGGAAUUUGUAGAUCUGUUUAGUUUUUGCUCUAGAUUUGUUGCAACGGUCGAUUUUUUUUCCGCUCGAUGCUUUUUGUAUCGAGUUUCUUUCUCUUUAGAUUUUGCUGGUUCUAUUGAUUCAGAUGGAAGUAGUUUUCUUAUUUGAUUUCUAAUUUUUUUAUUCUUUUAUGUGUAAAAUUAGCUUAUUUUAAGGUUUUUUUUUUUUUUUUGCAAAUGUUCUUUGGAUUCAACCUUUUUUCGUUGGAGAUUUAGUUAAAAUUAGUUGCUUUAGUUUGAUUUGAAUUCGAUUUCGAUUUGUCAUUGCUAGUUAUGCAAAGGACUGUUCUUUUUGAGUUGGAAUCUGAUUUUAAAAGAUUUUAGAAUAUGUUUCUAAUUGUUUGAUUAAUGUGUGUAGAACUACUUAAUUUUUUUAAACUAAAAUGUUUGAUUAACUUCAAAUGUACUUGUGUCUCUGCUUGCACGAGAUGAGCGUUGUCGGGUUUGAUUUUGGCAACGAGAGCUGCAUUGUUGCUGUUGCAAGGCAGAGAGGGAUUGAUGUCGUGCUUAAUGAUGAAUCAAAGCGUGAAACUCCGGCUAUUGUAUGCUUUGGGGAGAAGCAGAGAUUCAUCGGUACUGCAGGUGCAGCAUCUUCUACAAUGAACCCUAAAAAUUCAAUUUCUCAGAUAAAGCGGUUGAUUGGCCAUCAAUUCUCUGAUCCUGAGUUGCAAAGGGAUCUCAAGUCCUUGCCCUUCAAUGUCACUGAGGGUCCUGAUGGAUAUCCUUUGAUUCAUGCUCGUUAUGUAGGUGAAAUGAGAACUUUUACCCCAACCCAAGUCUUGGGAAUGGUUUUGUCAAAUUUGAAAAGCAUAGCAGAGAAGAAUCUGAAUGCUGCAGUGGUGGAUUGCUGCAUUGGAAUUCCCGUAUAUUUCACUGAUCUUCAAAGAAGGGCAGUUUUAGAUGCAGCCACAAUUGCAGGCUUGCAUCCUCUUCGCUUGAUUCAUGAAACUACAGCGACAGCAUUGGCAUAUGGUAUUUAUAAGACUGAUUUACCUGAAAAUGACCAAUUAAAUGUUGCCUUUGUUGAUAUUGGGCAUGCUAGCAUGCAAGUUUGUAUUGCUGGCUUCAAGAAGGGACAACUCAAGAUACUGGCUCAUUCGUUUGACCGCUCCUUGGGUGGUAGGGAUUUUGAUGAAGUUCUAUUUCAGCAUUUUGCUGCAAAAUUUAAAGAGGAAUACAAAAUUGAUGUCUUCCAGAAUGCAAGGGCUUGUAUUAGGCUUCGAGCUGCUUGUGAAAAGCUAAAGAAAGUACUUAGCGCCAAUCCUGAGGCACCUUUGAAUAUUGAGUGCUUAAUGAAUGAGAAGGAUGUUAGGGGUUUCAUUAAGAGAGAGGAAUUUGAGCAGAUCAGUGCUCCAAUUUUGCAACGUGUGAAGAGGCCGUUAGAGAAGGCUCUUGCUGAUGCUGGACUUGCUGUUGAGGAUGUUCAUAUGGUUGAGGUUGUUGGCUCAGCCUCUCGUGUUCCUGCUAUGUUGAAAAUCCUCACAGAGUUCUUUGGUAAAGAGCCUAGGCGCACAAUGAAUGCUAGUGAAUGUGUUGCAAGAGGUUGUGCUUUACAAUGUGCAAUUCUCAGUCCCACAUUCAAGGUUCGAGAGUUCCAGGUUAAUGAGAGCUUCCCUUUCCUGAUUUCACUAUCAUGGAAAGGAUCCGCUCCAGAUGCUCAGAAUGGAGGAGCAGAACAACAGCAACUGGUUUUGCCAAAGGGAAAUCCUAUACCCAGUGUCAAGGCUGUGACAUUCUACAAGAUGAGUACUUUCAGUGUUGAUGUUCAAUAUUCUGAUGUAAGUGAUUUGCAGGUUCCGGCAAAGAUCAGUACAUACACGAUUGGUCCUUUUCCAACAAUAAGAAGUGAACGACCAAAAUUGAAGGUCAAAGUUCGUCUGAAUUUGCACGGGAUCGUGUCCCUUGAGUCAGCAACUCACUUGGAAGAGGAAGAAGCUGAAAUUCCAGUUUCAAAAGAGUCAGCAAAAGAGGAUACUAAGAUGGAGACUGAUGAAGCACCUAACAAUACUGCUGCCCCCAGUGCCAAUGAGACAGAUGUUAACAUGCAAGAUGCCAAGGGUACAGCUGAUGCAGCAGGGGUUGAAAAUGGUGUUCCUGAAUUAGGCGACAAGCCUGUGCAAAUGGAGACUGAUUUUAAAGUUGAGGCUCCCAAGAAGAAGGUGAAAAAAACAAAUGUCCCUGUGGCAGAGUUGGUUUAUGGUGCAAUGUUACCUGCAGAUGUUCAAAAAGCAGUAGAGAAAGAGUUUGAAAUGGCUUUGCAAGAUAGGGUUAUGGAAGAAACAAAGGAUAAAAAGAAUGCUGUUGAGGCUUAUGUCUAUGACAUGAGGAAUAAGCUUACUGAUAUAUACAACGAUUUUGUCACUGCUCCGGAGAAGGAAGAGUUUACUGCUAAGCUUCAGGAAACGGAAGAUUGGCUAUAUGAAGAUGGGGAGGAUGAAACAAAGGGUGUCUAUGUCGCCAAGCUUGAAGAGCUUAAGAAGCAAGGGGAUCCUAUUGAAGAACGUUACAGAGAGUAUGCUGAGAGGGGAACUGUCAUUGAUCAGCUUGCUUACUGUAUUAAUAGUUACAGGGAGGCAGCUAUGUCAAAUGGUCCCAAAUUUGAUCACAUUGAACUCGCUGAAAAACAAAAGGUCUUAAAUGAGUGUGUGGAAGCUGAGGCCUGGCUGAGAGACAAAAAGCAGCAGCAGGAACAACUUCCAAAGUAUGCCACUCCAGUUCUCUUGUCAGCUGAUGCGAGAAAGAAGGCUGAAGCACUAGACAGGUUUUGCAGGCCAAUAAUGACGAAACCUAAACCAGCUAAACCAGCCACACCUGAAUCACCACCAACCCCUGCAACCCAGGGAAAUGAUGUUCAGCCACAGGGUGCAAAUGCCAAUGCUAACUCGAAUGCAAGCCCUAACUGUAGUGCUGACCCCGGUGAAAAUGCGCCAGCAGGUACUGGUGAGGUCCCCCAAGCUUCCUUAGAGCCAAUGGAAACUGACAAAUCGGAGACUACAACUACUGCAUAAAUUAUUAGUCGGGUGGUUUGUUAAUUUUAUGCAGCCUGAGACAUAGUUGUAGGCUGACGAGGCUGUCUUGUUCGUUUCAAUUUGUAAAGCCUUGUCUUUUGCGACUCCAUUUUAUUAUUAAGGGUGAGUCUUUAGAAUCCGGGUUUUUCAAGAGAAAAAAACUGCAACGGGGCUUCCCAGGUAACAUUUUUCUGUUAAUGGGAGGCUAAAAUUUACUCUUUAAAGGAUUUCCAAGUGUUAAAUCAUUUUAUGUUUGUAGGAUUUUGUCACGAGAUUAAAAGUCACUUCAAUUCUGGGUAUUGUUGUUGAUGUCUUCAAAUGUUGGAUUUUGUUUCAAUUGAAGCUUCACAUUAUUA